Messenger RNA from Osmia bicornis bicornis, 2330 nucleotides. It is a transcript of the gene shams, whose product is annotated as glucoside xylosyltransferase 1. The coding region runs from base 770 to 1867 and encodes 365 amino acids. Gene Ontology annotation, biological process: protein O-linked glycosylation via N-acetylgalactosamine. The transcript is spliced from 2 exons. Gene Ontology annotation, molecular function: UDP-xylosyltransferase activity. Lineage: Eukaryota; Metazoa; Arthropoda; Insecta; Hymenoptera; Megachilidae. The record is from RefSeq and is a predicted model, not a curated record.
UAUCUGUAAUAUAUUAUGAAAACAAAGUAUCAAAUAUAUAUAUAUGUAUAGAUACAUGUAAAGUAUCCAGUAACUAAUUUAUAUAUUUUUGAUUUUAUUAUUUCCUAUUUCCUUCUAUAUGAUAAAUUAAACGUUCAAGAAUAUUUAAUUGUAAAAUAUCGUUUUCUGGAAGACUUAAUUGUAAUUAUAAUUACACAUAGAAAGAAAUAUACUUUUAUGUCAUUUUUGCUUUCUUAAUAGAUAUGAAUACCAUGUAUUAAUUAAUAUUAAGUUGAAAAAUAAAGCAAUUCUUCUAAAUUAUACUGAAUGCAACACGCAUUCCUGGGUCAAAAUUAUUCACCCUGAUUACUCAAUACCUUGAAAAAGUAUGGUGUAUACGUGGGAGUUAAAAACAGGUUCUGUUGUCAAGUUGGAACACUGAUAUUUUCGAAAGUAACAGAGUGUAUACAGUUGAUUUUACAAUAAAAAUUUUUCUGUAAAUCGCAUGGAAUAAGAAUUUCCUCUUUAGAAAUGUGACCAGCAAUUUUCUAAACAUUUUUUUCUCAAAUGGCAUCCGUGAAUACCUGAGAUACAAUAUUUACCAAUUGUCUAUGGUGGUUCUCUUAUGGUGUUAGGUUAUAAAUAUUGUGCUCGUUUGAAAGAAAUCAUAGUUGAAAGAUAAAUAACGAGAUAGAAAAUGAAAAUUAUAAUUUCUUCCACGAUAUUCUCCACCGUUUGUAAAUCAACGGAAAUUCGGUGGACAAUGUGAAAUUUAAGCAAAAGUAUAACAAUGAAAUCUGUGUACAAAUUGUUUUUCUUGUGCCUUAUCUUUGUUGCUUUAAUAAUACUACUUAAUUUGACCAAUUUCUCAAACAAGAUAUACAAUGCACAAACCAAAGAAGCUGCCAUUCUCCCAAUACCAGCAAAAAAGAUCAUACCGCCCCCGAUAACAGGGGAAGUAACAAUAUGUGUGGUGGUGUGUGGGGACAGAUUGGAUGAAUCUCUGACUAUGCUUAAAUCUGCAUUAGUUUUCACAAGAAGACCCUUGCAGUUCAUUAUUCUAGCAGAGACUAAUAUAAUUCCUGCAUUCAACGAAAAGCUAACAGAAUGGAAGCUUAUAUCGAAUAAAACGUUUGACUUCGUAGUUAAACCUAUAACAUUCCCUGAGGGAAGCGAUGCAGCCAUGUGGAAGAAACUGUUUAAACCAUGCGCAGCUCAAAGAUUAUUUCUACCUACAGUUUUAAAUGACACAGAUGCUGUUUUAUACGUGGACACAGAUACCUUAUUCCUAGCUCCACCAGAGACAAUUUGGGACGAGUUUAAAAAGAUGAAUUCCAGUCAGCUGGCUGCUCUGAGUCCAGAACACGAAGAUCCUAAUACAGGAUGGUAUAAUAGAUUUGCAAAGCACCCGUAUUAUGGAAAAUUAGGUGUAAAUUCAGGCGUGAUGUUAAUGAAUUUGACAAGGAUGAGAGAAUUUAGGUGGAUAGAAUACGUGAUACCUAUACAUAAAGAAUAUAAAUUGAAGAUAACAUGGGGAGAUCAAGAUAUAAUAAAUAUAAUAUUUCAUUAUCAUCCUGAGAAGCUUUAUGUAUAUUCCUGCAGAUAUAAUUACAGGCCUGAUCAUUGUAUGUAUAUGCCUGUUUGUACCAAGGCUGAGAAAGAAGGUGCUUUGGUUUUGCAUGGUUCCAGAGGAACGUUUCAUUCUCAGAAACAGCCACCUUUCAGAGCAAUUUACCAAGCUAUGGAAGAAUAUCAAUUAAAUACAGAUCCCUAUGACUAUCUGUUGAUGCCAAUGAGAAGUUAUUUAGCUCUGGAACACAAAUCUAAUUGUGGAAAAGUAUGGAAAGUAUUUAUUAUUCAACCUGAAUUACAUCUAGGCCAGCAAUAAUAUUUAAGCGUUUUUUUUUUCUAAACUCAUAGAAUAUAAAGUACUCAUCAAAACAUUCGAAACAUUUAACAUACUAUACUGUGUAAGUAAGUAGUUCUGCUCCUUAACAUAAAUCCUAUACAUAGACUGAUCAUAUUCCAUAGUGCAUUUUCAUUUUUCUUUGUUAACAAGUGCGCUGUGAUUGUUACUGUUUUAUACAAUGUAUUACAUUAAAAAAACAAAAAAAGUGUGUUACUACAUCUUUAGCUAAGAUCUUUUUGACAAUAUUCGAAGAAAAAUUUUGACAAAGUUUUGAAAUACCUUUUUGUAUACUUAACAAGUGAAAAAAAGAAAUUGUUCUAGAAACAUGUGUACAGUUUAGAACCAUUGACAAAUUUUAUACAAACAUUCUUAUCUUAUUAUUUGAUAUGUUGUUUGUGAUACUUUUCUUAUAUACAAAUAAAAAAAAAAACGUUUAAACUCA